Molecule: messenger RNA, 873 nt
Organism: Priceomyces carsonii
Lineage: Eukaryota; Fungi; Ascomycota; Pichiomycetes; Serinales; Debaryomycetaceae
Product: putative 3'-5' exonuclease
Exons: 1
Coding region: 1-873 (290 amino acids)
Biological process (GO): ribosomal large subunit assembly; rRNA processing
Cellular component (GO): nucleus
Molecular function (GO): 3'-5' exonuclease activity; nucleic acid binding
Source: RefSeq, a predicted model, not a curated record
AUGUUUCAUACUUCCACGAGAAUAUCGUUGUACUCUAUUGCUAAAGAAAUGUCCUCUUUGUCUCCAAACUGGAAGAAACUUAGUUCGAAGUUCACAUCUGCUGAUGGGAGCAUAAAGAAGAGCUCAAAAUUGAGAAACAAAAGGACUAGGAAGAUAAAGGAAGAGUCUUUAAAAGACCUUGCUAGUACGAAUACAGUGAUGAUAUCGAGAACCCCAGAGUCGCCCACGAGCAUCAUAUCAAGCAUGGAGGCAGUUCUUUGGUCAUAUGAGAAUGAAAUAAGCAAAGUUGAUAUUUCAAAAAUCUCUAAUAAACCUAUAUCGAUAUCCGUGAAAGACAACAAAAAGAAAGAUGCAGGUAAAUAUAUUGCCAUAGACUGUGAGUUUGUUGGCGUUGGUCCAGAGGGUAAAGAGUCAGCUCUCGCUAGAGUUUCAGUUGUGAACUUUUAUGGAUAUGUUGUCUAUGAUAAAUAUGUGAAACCAAAAGAGAAAGUGACUGAUUGGAGAACUUGGGUUAGUGGAAUAACUCCAAAACAUAUGAAUGAAGCCUUUCCAUUUGAUAUUGUACAAAGAGAGGUGGCUGCUCUCUUUGAAGGCAGAAUAAUAGUCGGACAUGCAAUACAUCAUGAUCUUGAAGCCUUGUUUUUGUCACAUCCGAAAUGGCUUGUUAGAGAUACAUCAUUAUAUAAGCCUUUUAGGGCUAUUUCGAUGGGAAAAACACCUAGUCUCAAGAAAUUAACCUUGCACUUUUUCGAAAUUGAGAUCCAAGGAGCAGCACAUUCCUCAGUUGAGGAUGCUAGGGCAACCAUGCUCCUUUUUAGAAUGCAUAAAAAGGAUUUUGAAAGAUCCCUCAAGUUGGUAAGUACAAAGAAAUAA